AUGUCGGACAAAGCUCAGAAGCGCAUCGAGGCCAUUGGCAAUCAGCUCCUCCCUCCAAUCAGCAAGGUAGCUCCAGGAUCCAGCAAGCUACGCGUCGAGGGCAAGGUCAUCAUCAUCACAGGCGCCAAUUCACCACUGGGCAUCGGUCGCGCCACAGCCCACCAGUACGCAGAGAGCGGAGCACGCGCCCUGUAUCUCUGUGACUUCAAUGAUACACAUCUGGAGACUCACAAGCAAGAGAUCACCGCCGCAUUCCCCAAGGUAGAGGUCCACGUUCGCCGCUUCGAUGCCGCAGACGAGUCAAAGGUCAAGGAGGUGGUCCAAGAUGCGAUUGGACGCUACGGCCGCUUGGAUGUCUUCUUUGCCAACGCAGGCGUCGUCGGCAGGACUACAUUGUUUACAGAGUUUGGAGAUGAGGAGUUCAUGUCUAUACUCAAGACAAACACUCUAAGCGUCUUCCUGGCUGCGAAGCACGCCGCACCGGCCAUGCAAAAGACAUCUGCCGAGAAGCCCCGGCCUGGAGGCAGCAUCAUUGGCACGGCUUCCGUCGCCGGCAUCCGCUCCAACGCCGGUUCCACUCCCUACUCCGCCUCCAAGGCCGCGGUAGUGUCCCUUGCGCAGACGAUAUCGUUCCAGCUCGCGGGGACGGGCGUGCGCAUCAACGCCAUCUGCCCCGGCCUCAUCGAAACGGGCAUGACGGCCGAGGUCUACCAGGCGGCCAGGGCACGGGGCAACGAGAAGAAGAUUGGGCAGCUGAAUCCAACCAAGAGAGGUGGCCACGCGGACGAGAUUGCCCGGGUCGCCCUCUUCCUGGGUAGUGAUGAGAGCAGUUACGUUAACGGACAGGCAUGGGCCGUCGACGGAGGAUUGAGCGCGGGACAUCCCUUUGUGCCAGGAAAGCUGGGCUAG
Fusarium keratoplasticum is the source of this 909-nucleotide messenger RNA. RefSeq lists its product as uncharacterized. Bases 1 to 909 code for a protein of 302 amino acids. Lineage: Eukaryota; Fungi; Ascomycota; Sordariomycetes; Hypocreales; Nectriaceae. The record is from RefSeq and is a predicted model, not a curated record. Gene Ontology annotation, molecular function: oxidoreductase activity. The transcript is spliced from 3 exons.